Mugil cephalus (flathead mullet) is the source of this 2246-nucleotide messenger RNA. RefSeq names its product DEAD (Asp-Glu-Ala-Asp) box polypeptide 52 (gene ddx52). Lineage: Eukaryota; Metazoa; Chordata; Actinopteri; Mugiliformes; Mugilidae. Gene Ontology annotation, cellular component: 90S preribosome. Bases 16 to 2130 code for a protein of 704 amino acids. Gene Ontology annotation, biological process: maturation of SSU-rRNA. The record is from RefSeq and is a predicted model, not a curated record. The transcript is spliced from 15 exons. Gene Ontology annotation, molecular function: nucleic acid binding; ATP binding; RNA helicase activity.
AGAGAUCAGAGGUGGAUGAUGCGGAUGUUGAUUAGUGAUGCCUGGAUCCGGACAGACCACGCUGCUGUAGAGAUGGACGCGUUUGAGUUGUUCCGGAAACUCGGAGCUGGGGCUAAAUUUGACUUGAAGAGGUUUGGUGGAGACGCCGCUCGGUUUAAGGUUUCUAGGUCUCAAGGAGCAGACGAGUCUUUGGAUCCUCUCUCUGCCAUCGAUUACUUUGGCUCAGGAUCCACCAAUGGAGCACAGAGCAGGACGCAUGGAGGACUGGAAGAGGAGGAUGAGGAUGGAGGAGAGGAAUAUGAAAGAGAGGAUUCUGAUGAGGAGGGAGGUAAAAGGAAACGCAAAGAAGAAGACGACGACAGAGGUGUGAAGACCAAGAAGAAGAAGAAGAAAAAGACUAAAAGCAACCAGAUAGAAGUGGAAGCUGGCGACGCGUCGCUGAAAGAAACACAGGGACUUGGCAUCACCUGGAUGUCCUCACUGAACAGAAAGAUACAAGAGCUUCCCGGUGGCGGGAAAGAGAAAUCCACGCUGAAGAGGCUGAAGCAUCUUCAUCAGGAAAAGGUGAACCGCAUCCGCUCUAAGCACCGUAUAAACGUGCACGGCAGCGACGUGCCCGACCCCGUGUGCACGUUCGAGGAGCUGCAGUCCGAGUAUCGCCUCAACCCGCGCGUCCUUCAGAACCUCAAGGAAGCAGGGCUGGACUCCCCGACGCCGAUUCAGAUGCAGGCCAUCCCGCUCAUGAUGCAUAGUCGGGAGCUGCUGGCCUGCGCUCCCACCGGGUCUGGAAAGACUCUGGCUUUCUGCCUGCCGCUCCUCGCACACUUGCAGAAGCCGGCCAAUCUGGGCUUCAGGGCCGUGAUCAUCUCCCCGACCAGAGAGUUGGCCAGCCAGACCUACAGAGAGCUGCUCCGCCUGUCAGAAGGAGUCGGAUUCAGAGUUCACAUCAUUGACAAAGCUUCCCUGGCGGCAAAGAAAUAUGGACCAAAAUCUAACAAAAAAUAUGACGUCCUCGUCAGUACUCCAAACAGACUCAUCUACCUUCUCAAUCAAGACCCUCCGGCUAUAGACCUCAGCAGUGUGGAGUGGCUGGUUGUCGAUGAGUCAGAUAAGCUGUUUGAAGACGGUAAGACGGGCUUCAGGGAGCAGCUGGCCACCAUUUUCCUGGCCUGCUCCAGUGCAAAGGUUCGCAGGGCUUUCUUCAGCGCCACCUGUACUCCUGACGUGGAGCAGUGGUGCCGCCUGAACCUCGACAACCUGGUUUCCGUCAACAUCGGACACAGAAACACAGCAGUGGAGACGGUAGAGCAGCAGCUACUGUUUGUCGGGACGGAGAACGGCAAACUCGUGGCCAUGAGGGACAUCAUCAAAAAAGGCUUCCUGCCUCCCAUGCUGGUGUUCGUUCAGUCUAUAGACAGAGCACGGGAGCUUUUCCACGAGCUGGUGUACGAAGGCAUCAACGUAGACGUGAUCCACGCCGACCGCACUCAGCAGCAGAGGGACAACGUGGUGAACAGCUUCCGCUCCGGUAAGAUCUGGGUGUUGAUCUGCACGGCUCUGCUCGCCAGAGGAAUCGACUUCAAAGGAGUGAACCUCGUGCUGAACUACGACUUCCCCACCAGCGCUGUGGAGUACAUCCACCGAAUCGGUCGUACUGGUCGAGCUGGACAUCAGGGGAAAGCCAUCACCUUCUUCACAGAGAACGACAAACCACUGCUGCGCAGCAUCGCUAAUGUCAUAAAACAAGCGGGCUGUCCUGUACCCGACUACAUGAUCGGCUUCAAGAAGGUUCACAGCAAAGUGAAGCGGAGACUCGAGAAGAAACCUCCAAAGAGAAGCAAUAUUUGCACAACUCCUCGCUUCUUAAUGAAGAAAAAGGGCAAAGUGCAGAAGAAAGGACAGAAGCAGGCGUCGAGCGAAGAGCAGAAAGGAGAAAAGCCACCUCAGACGACACAGCAGCAGCAGCCGGGACGGCAAGAGAGGACGAAAGGACUGAAGACAAAAAAUGCAACAAAAAAAGAAGGGGGGGCAGAGAAACACAAGAAGGCGACUCUGAAAAUAAGAUCAGCUCCUUCAGGAGCCAAGUUAAAAAAGAAAAAGGGGACGAAAACCAAGUCUAACGGGGACUAGAGAUGACUGACUGACCGAUAUGAAGAGGGAUGCGGUUUCUCUUUUUUUACAUCUUGCAGUUUAAUCGUGUUUGUGCUUUAUGUUACAAGAGUUUAAAAUAAAAAGUUUUGUGCAUA